This is a messenger RNA of Loa loa (African eye worm), 318 nucleotides long. RefSeq lists its product as hypothetical. The record is from RefSeq and is a predicted model, not a curated record. The transcript has 2 exons. Lineage: Eukaryota; Metazoa; Nematoda; Chromadorea; Rhabditida; Onchocercidae. The coding region runs from base 1 to 318 and encodes 105 amino acids.
AUGACAGUUAUUUUGAUUCGAAAAAUUUUCAAUGUGACAAAUUCCAUCACGUCACAAUUACCAUUCAUAACUUUCUCCUGGCGAUAUUAUCAUACUCAUCGACAAAUUCAUCUUAUGACUACAUCACAAUUACCAUUCAUAACUUUCUCCUGGCGACAUUAUCAUACUCAUCAACAAAUUCGUCGUAUGACUUCAUCAAAUCAUAUCCUUACAUUGGAAAAUUUAAAUCCUAAUAUUAUUGCUAUGGAAUAUGCUGUACGUGGUCCAUUGGUUAUUCGUGCUAUGGCAAUUGAAAAAGAAUUGAAUAAGCAAUUUUAA